This is a messenger RNA of Cherax quadricarinatus, 2212 nucleotides long. The record is from RefSeq and is a predicted model, not a curated record. Lineage: Eukaryota; Metazoa; Arthropoda; Malacostraca; Decapoda; Parastacidae.
GCCCGACCAUCAUUAUGGAGACUUAUGGUGUCCAGGACGAUGAUGUGUUGCCAUGACAAUAUUCGUCGCUGUGGUAGUCUGGCCUCACGGAUUGCUCAGCCUUCCUCCAGAGUUGCUAGGCAUGGCAAAGCUCGGGGUAUUAACAGAUCACACUGUGAUAGAGGGUAUUCCAACGCUUCCAAGAAGCCGAUGACGAUGAAUGACUUGCCACAACCACAAGGCUCCUGGGCCAAGCGCCAUGAACGUAUGCAGAAGAAAUACAAUUUGCAGUUGGCAGUAGGCCUUGGCUUUGCCGGGUUUACUCUUUUUGCAGCCAAACAGAGUGGGUUGGUUAAUUUUUAUUUUGGGCCUGGCAAAUUAAAGUUUGGUAAGGGAGUCGAGUCAAAAGAGCAGGAGGCUGCUGCAGUUGAGGAGGAAACAAUUACAGAGCCACCUGCAGAUGUUGAAUCUGAAGCAUUACCAGAAACUCCAGUUGAAACACCACUUGCUGCUCCUAUAGAUACAGAAUCUGCUGCUGCACCAUCUGCCCCUGUUGAUACAAAACCUGCUUCAGCACCACCUACCCCUGUUGAAGUGCCUGCAAAGCCUAAACAAGUUGAAGAAGCUGCUAUUACUGAAUCUUCAGCUGUUGUGUCUAAAAGCGAAGAUGCCAAGUCUGCCUCAACUGCUAAGGAGUCUGCUGGGAAGGUAUCUGACAUUCCUGAACACGUUCCUUACUUAAUUAUUGGUGCUGGUACCUCUUCUGUUGCUGCUUUCAGAGCCAUUAAAGCCAAGGAUGCUAAGGCCAAGGUUCUGGUGAUAUCGGGAGAAGGUGAAAAUCCCUAUAUGAGGCCACCUCUUAGCAAGGAAUUAUGGUACAGUGAUGACAUUGAAGCUACCAACAAAUUACGUUUCAAGCAGUGGAAUGGCAAAGAAAGAAGUAUAUACUUUGAGCAUGAAGAGUACUACACCCCAGUUAAAGAGUUAGCAACAAGGGAGAAUGGUGGCAUCUCUAUUGUAAAAGGUCGCAAAGUUGUGAAGCUGGAUGUGCAUAAGAAACGUGCCUUCAUGGAUGAUAGGAGUGAAGUCUCAUAUGACAAGUGCCUUAUUGCUACAGGUGGAACUCCUAAACCUCUGCCAGUAUUUGAUAAUGCUGGAGAAGAUGUACUGAAGAAUGUAACUUUGUUCCGUUCUGUUAGCGACUUCCAGCGACUUCACAAUGUGGCACAGCAAGGAAAACACAUCACUAUUAUUGGAGGUGGUUUCUUAGGCUCAGAGCUGGCAUGUGCUUUAGGUUAUAAAUUAAAGGCAACUAGUGGCUCGGUAACGCAGAUAUAUCCCGAGGCAGGGAACAUGGGUCGAGUCCUGCCUGAAUACCUCUCUAAAUGGACUACAGAAAAAGUAAAGUCUGAAGGGAUAGAAAUUAUCCCCAACUCAUUUGUUGAGGAAGUCAAGUCAGCAAAAGAUGAGAAAGUAAAACUCAAACUUAACACUGGAAAGGAGAUUGUGACGGACCAUGUUGUUGUAGCAGUUGGCCUCGAACCAAAUGUGGAACUAGCACAGUCAUCAGGCCUAGAAAUUGAUGACACACAUGGAGGUUUCAGAGUCAAUGCUGAGUUAGAAGCACGGUCUAAUCUAUGGGUGGCUGGAGAUGCUGCCUGCUUCUUUGAUAUCAAGCUUGGUCGUCGGCGUGUUGAGCACCAUGACCAUGCCAUUGUAUCAGGAAGGUUAGCUGGCGAGAACAUGACUGGCAGUGGUAAGCCAUACUGGCAUCAGUCCAUGUUCUGGUCUGACUUAGGUCCAGAAGUAGGCUAUGAAGCCAUUGGCAUUGUUGAUUCAUCGUUACCUACAGUUGGUGUUCUUGCCAAGGCCACUGCCAAAGACACACCUAAAGCUGUUGUGGAAGCAACUGGAGAAAGUUUAAGAUCUGAAACAGAACAGGUUGCUGAUACCAGUUCCUUGAUGCACUCCAGUGAUCCUCAUGCACCUCUCAAGGGUGAAGACUAUGGAAAGGGAAUAAUAUUCUACCUGAGAGAGAACAUUGUGGUAGGCAUUGUCCUCUGGAAUGUCUACAACUGGAUGCCAAUUGCCAGAAAGAUUAUUAAGGAUGGUAAGAGUUAUGAUGACCUCAGUGAAGUUGCAAAGCUGUUCAAUCUGCAUUCAGAGUAGUAUAAAGAAUAUUUUUCUUUAAUUCCACAUUUUUAUCUGAAUCAGAUGUAAAUGUUAUGGGUGA